AUGGGUGUCGUGCUCGAUAACGUGCGCAACCGGGACACUUCCCACGUCGGCGCCGCCGUGCUCUCUGGGCCGGAUCCCGCGCUGGAUGCCACUGACGAGAAGACUCCUCCCAGCGCUCACGCUGCCUCCAGCGACUCGGACAACGCCAGUCUCGAGGCCCGGAACGAAAAGGAAGUCCUCGAAAACCCAGACAAAGUGACUUCUUAUGCCGAAGCCGGUGUUCAAAAGGCCGAGGCUACCGCCCUUGUCUGGAGCCGGAAGGCCGUUUACGCGACCUAUGGUUGGAUCUGGGUCUGUUUCUUCAUGCUAGCCUUUCAGUCAGCCAUAGGCAACGUCUUGAUUUUCACCGCAUAUGCCGACUUUCAGAGUGCCCCCGCCGUCGCCACCGCUAAUAUUCUGGCGACCAUUAUCGGCGGCGUGCUGAAGCUGCCUAUUGCCAAGGUCCUCAAUCUAUGGGGUCGCAGCGAAGGAUUGAUCAUCUCUCUCAUUGUCUAUAUUCUCGGCAUCAUUAUCCUGGCCGCUUGCAAUGGGCCCGAUAGCUACGCUGCUGGCUACGUCCUUUACUGGAUUGGCUACGAUGCCCUCUACGUCAUCCUCGAUGUAUUCAUUGCCGAUACCUCGGGCAUGCGCAACCGUGCCUUUGCCUUUGGUUUUGUCAGCACCCCCUUCAUUUGCACCGCCUUCACUGGGUCCUUGGCUGCCACGUCUUUUAUCAAGACCAGCGGCUGGAGAUGGGGCUAUGGCGCCUUCGCCAUCAUUAUGCCUUGCGUUUUCCUUCCGCUCGCCAUUGUUUUCAAAUUCUACCAGCGAAAGGCCAAGAAGCUGGGUAUCUACAAAGAAAAUCCCACAAAUAGGACCAUCACCGAGUCUAUUGUUUAUUACUUCCAUGAAUUUGACGUCAUCGGUCUCUUUUUGCUCAUGUCGGCCUUUAUUAUUUUCUUGCUUCCGUUUAGUCUGCAGUCCAAUCAACGAAUCACCUACGAUAGCGCCGCUUUCAUCUGUAUGAUCAUCAUCGGAUUCCUUCUUUUCCCCGUCUUUGCUGCCUGGGAGCGAUAUGGUGCGCGCAAGCAGUUUAUUCAGUGGGACUUGCUCAAAAAUCGUACCGUGCUGGGUGCUUGCCUGUGCGCUGCCUGCUUGAACUUUGGCUUUGGCUGCUGGGACCUGAACUACUACUAUUUCGUCAUAGUUGCCUACAAUCUGAGCCUUACCAACACCGGUUACAUGACCCAAAUCUACAACGUCGGAUCGUGCUUCUGGUCGCCUAUUUUCGGUAUCCUGGUGCGUUAUACCAAGCAGUUCAAAUACAUUUGCCUCUUCUUCGGCAUUCCACUUGAACUGCUCGGUGCUGGCCUGAUGAUCCACUUCCGUGGUCAAGAGGGUUCCAUUGGCUAUUUGAUCAUGUGUCAGAUCUUUAUCGCAUUUGCUGGGGGUACGCUGGUCAUUGGCAACGACAUGGCGGUCAUGGCCGCCUCUGACCGGAUAAACGUGCCGAUGAUGCUUUCCCUCAUCUUUAUGUUCAGUAGUCUCGGCAGUUCGAUCGGAAGUGCCGUCGGAACCGCCAUCUACAGCAACACCUUCCCCCAGGCUCUUGCCUCGGCGCUGCCCGAGUCGCUAAAGGGUAACGCGCUCGCCAUCUCCAACGGUGGUUAUCUGGCGCAGCUCGCAUACCCCGUCGGUACACCAACGCGUGACGCGAUAAACUAUGCCUGGGGCUACAGUCAAAGAUACAACUCGUUGGCUGCUCUCUGUAUUUCCCUCUUGAUCAUUCCGGCUGUGGCGAUCUGGAAGAAUUACAGAGUUGACAAAAAGCAGAACAAGGGUGUCAUGAUAUAA
Messenger RNA from Talaromyces rugulosus, 1833 nucleotides. RefSeq lists its product as uncharacterized. Bases 1 to 1833 code for a protein of 610 amino acids. NCBI's taxonomy places the organism in Eukaryota, Fungi, Ascomycota, Eurotiomycetes, Eurotiales, Trichocomaceae. The record is from RefSeq and is a predicted model, not a curated record. The transcript has 3 exons. Gene Ontology annotation, biological process: transmembrane transport. Gene Ontology annotation, molecular function: transmembrane transporter activity.